AACAUCCUCCUUCGUAUAAAACAAAAACCCUAGUUCACUGUCUCUUCGCCUCCAUCACCUCCUCUGCCUGCUCGUCUGCUGAAUCGGAGAUCAUAAUCUCUCCGAACCGAGACAAUGGCUCCCAAGAAGGAUAAGGCUCCUCCACCUUCCUCGAAACCCGCCAAGUCUGGCGGUGGCAAGCAGAAGAAGAAGAAGUGGAGCAAGGGAAAGCAGAAGGAGAAGGUGAACAACAUGGUGCUAUUCGAUCAGGCCACCUAUGACAAGCUCCUGUCUGAGGCACCAAAAUACAAGCUCAUCACACCUUCCAUUCUCUCUGAUCGUUUGAGGAUUAAUGGAUCACUAGCAAGGAAGGCCAUUAGAGAACUGAUGGCUAGAGGCUCAAUUAGGAUGGUAUCUGCACAUGCAAGUCAGCAGAUCUACACUAGGGCUACAAACACCUAAGUGCUUCUUGUCAUAGGAUACGUAGUAUUGGCGGUUUUGGCUGUAUUUUUGUUCCUUUUUUCCCCGGUUAAUGACACUUCCUCUUGUUAUAUUGCGUCAGUACAAUUAUCGUCUGUUUAAAUUUAUGUGUCUCUGAUAUGGUUUUAUUUAUCUCUUUAGAAGCGCAUUUUGAUUGAUGACUGUACUAUCAUAGUAUCAUCCACUUAAUUCAAUCUCGCAGUUUGUUUGUU
Messenger RNA from Prosopis cineraria, 671 nucleotides. Its product is annotated as 40S ribosomal protein S25. Gene Ontology annotation, cellular component: cytosolic small ribosomal subunit. The coding region runs from base 115 to 441 and encodes 108 amino acids. Lineage: Eukaryota; Viridiplantae; Streptophyta; Magnoliopsida; Fabales; Fabaceae. The record is from RefSeq and is a predicted model, not a curated record. The transcript has 4 exons. Gene Ontology annotation, molecular function: structural constituent of ribosome.